This is a messenger RNA of Suricata suricatta (meerkat), 2528 nucleotides long. It is a transcript of the gene KMT5A, whose product is annotated as lysine methyltransferase 5A. The transcript has 6 exons. Bases 63 to 950 code for a protein of 295 amino acids. NCBI's taxonomy places the organism in Eukaryota, Metazoa, Chordata, Mammalia, Carnivora, Herpestidae. The record is from RefSeq and is a predicted model, not a curated record. Gene Ontology annotation, molecular function: protein binding; histone H4K20 methyltransferase activity.
AGAGCUUGCAUUUGUCGUUUUAGGAGAAUGUAUUUACCGGGCAAUCAAAGAUCUAUUCCUACAUGAGCCCCAACAAAUGCUCUGGAAUGCGUUCCCCCCUUCAGGAAGAGAACUCAGUUGCACAUCACGAAGUCAAAUGCCAGGGGAAGCCAUUAGCUGGCCUCUACAGGAAACGAGAAGAGAAAAGGAACGGUGGGAACGCAAUCCGAAGCACCAUGAAGCCCGAGGAACAGAAGAUCAAAGACGCCGGGAGAGGUCCCCUGGCACCUUGUCCAAACCAAAAAUCUGAAGCAGCAGAACCUCCAAAAACUCCGACCUCGUCUGGUGACCCUCCCGUCGCAGCCAUCACCAAGCAGGCCCUGAAAAAGCCUGUCAAGGGCAAACAGGCGCCGCGGAAGAAAGCUCAAGGGAAAACACAGCAGAACCGCAAACUCACGGAUUUCUACCCCGUGCGCAGGAGCUCCAGGAAGAGCAAGGCCGAGCUGCAGUCUGAAGAGAGGAAAAGAAUAGAUGAGCUGAUUGAGAGUGGGAAGGAAGAAGGAAUGAAGAUCGACCUCAUCGACGGCAAGGGUAGGGGCGUGAUCGCCACCAAGCAGUUCUCCCGGGGCGAGUUCGUGGUCGAGUACCACGGGGACCUCAUCGAGAUCACCGACGCCAAGAAGCGGGAGGCUCUGUACGCACAGGACCCCUCCACGGGCUGCUACAUGUACUAUUUUCAGUAUCUGAGCAAAACCUACUGCGUGGAUGCGACCAGGGAGACGAAUCGCCUGGGGAGACUGAUCAAUCACAGCAAGUGCGGGAACUGCCAGACCAAACUGCACGACAUCGACGGCGUGCCUCACCUCAUCCUCAUCGCCUCCCGCGACAUCAAGGCCGGGGAGGAGCUCCUCUAUGACUACGGGGACCGCAGCCGCGCCUCCAUCGAGGCCUACCCCUGGCUGAAGCAUUGACCGCCGCGCCCUCCUGCGCCCCUUCCAUGGACAAAGUGCCCUCAAAGGGAAUUGAUUUUUUUUUUACACACUUAAAUCUUAGCAGAUUACUUCAGAUGUUUUUAAAAAGUAUAUUAAGAUGCCUUUUCACUGUAGUAUUUAAAUAUCUGUUACAGGUUUCCAAGGUGGACUUGAACAGAUGGCCUUAUAUUACCAAAACUUUUAUAUUCUAGUUGUUUUUGUACCUUUUUUGCAUACAAGUCAAACGUUUGUGCUUCCCGUGCAUGCAGUCAAAGACGCAGCACAGGCUUUAGAAAGAGUGAACAUGAACUAGGAGGCCGGGCGACCCUCCUGCCUCCAGCCGUAGCGCCAGGACCCUCUUCCCCACGCGCCCCCGACGGCCCAGACGGGGUGCGCCCAAGCUCUUGUUUCCCUGCCGUCUGGGCAGGCGCACAAGGAAGUGUAUGAAUAUUUUUUAACAAAGGUUUUGCAGUAAGCUAGUCUUCCCCUCCGCUUUCUCGAAAGCUUACUGACCCGGUGGCCCCUUCGCGGCUCCCUCUUCCGCAGGCCGCCGCUCCUUGGGGCGGCGCCACGCCGCAGGCCGGGUAGGCAGAGCCGCCGUGGGCAGAGAGGCAGUGCUCGCCCAGGCCUGCCGCGGCCGGCGUUCCCAAAACUGGGUUAAUUCUUUAUAGAAAUGUGAACACUGAGUUUAUUUUAAAAAAAUAAUAAAAAUUUAAAAAUUUAAAAAGACAAAAAAAAGAAAGAAAACCACAGUAAACAACUUAACAUGUAUAUAAGUCUUGAAGUGAGUGGAGUGGCUGCAAUUUUUUUUCCCUUCUUUCUUUUUCUUUCUCUCUUUCCUUUUUUUUUUUUUUUUUUUUUGGUAGAAGAGAUUUGAGAUGGUACUCUAUUCUAAUCAACAUAACAGUUUUGUAGUGGGACCAGAAAUUACUUACCCAAUAUCCUGCCCGCCCUCCCCCGACCCACCCUCUCAAACCCUGACCCAAUUCCAAAGGGUUGAAAGUUCCAGACCUGUUGUCGGGCUUUCUGUUUGUCAGACCACCUGGUGUCCUUCUUGCAAAACUGAAGAUGCAGCCAUGAACCGAAGGGGGGCCCUGCUGGCCCUGAAAUGUGUGGCCCCCGACCCAGCCGCUGGUGCAGAGGGAUGGGCAGGCCCGACAGCCCAGGGAUCAAGGCGAAGGGUAAAGUUUUCACCUUGACUGUGAUGCAGGAGGGGUAGGUAGCUUCCUUCUCCCUCCUGAAGCGAGACUGUGGCCCUGGAGCCAUGACCUGGGGUCUCCGGGCCUCCCCCGGUCCCGGGUAAAUGUGAAUGGAGACAGGAAGGAAAGCCUGUCCUCAGCCUGGAUGGCCCCCCCCCCCCCCCCCCCCCCCCCCCCCCCCCCCCCCCGCCCCCAGGCCUCACCGCGGUGCUACCUACGGAGUCUUCCCGCCCCCACGCCCACCUUGCCUGGUCAGUGGUCAGAGUUGGAGGAGGAUCCGACAGAGUGUAAAUGUGAGAUAAAAUGUCUCGGUUGUACCUGUUUGUGGUUUAGCUUUGUAUUUAAAAAAAAAAGGAAAUAACUUGAAAAUUAUUUGUCA